UAUCAGUAUUUUUGUUUAAUUACAGGUUUGACUGGUGGGCGCAUGGUUGAACUAAGAGCUGGCGACGCCCUCCUGGUGCCACGAGGAUGGUGGCAUUAUGUACAGAACAUAGAUCCAUUAAACAUCACACUUAACACUUGGCUUCCACAUGAUAGAGACGGCACUACACGGGUGUCUGAAGCAUUAAUCAAGAUAUUGGUAGCACAAAUAUGUAAGGAUUUGCCUCAAGAGACAUCUAAACUGCUCGUCAACCCAAAUGAGGAUGACAUAGCAGACACGCCAUUAGCAGUAUUGUUCUUGCAACUAGAAACAGUCGCGAACACGUAUUUAGACAACCGGCGAAAGACGCGCCGCGUGAAACGUCAAAGGACUUGCGAUGAUGACGUAACGGCACCUGUUUUAGAAGAAUACGACCUAAAAACCUUGCUGGAAAACGAGGCGAAUAAUCUAGAAGUAGUUCCUAAUAUAUCCAGUGAAGAUCUGAUUAACCUAGUCAAGCGGAAUCUGAGAGAGUACGCGAAUUGUAAUCGGUCGUUAGAUGAAGACGAAGUGGACGGCUCGACUACCAGUUUGUGCCUCACCAAAGCGGUCAUAGACGCCUUCAGCCAAGGCAACGUGAUAGAACUUGUGAAACAGAAUUUGUUCACACGAUUGAGCCAAUCUUACUAGAAUAAUUUAUUAGUCCAUACUUGGAAAGCAAAGUUGGAGGUGAAGCCGUGUACUCUUCAUUAUCGGUGAGUGUCUUACCUCUUCUCUUGUAAAGAGAGGCAUACUUUUUUGUGGACAUGUAACGUUGGACAUGGAGAGUUGCACACAUUUUGCUCCUCCAUCAUUAGGGACGGAUCUAUCCAAUUUUCUCCUUCUUUGACUGUUUUCCCUCCGUCCAUUCAUGUGAAUUAUGAUAAGUUGUACGGCUCUAGUAUGUCUAGUGGAUAGAUGAAUAGUAUGUUGAUACUUAUGUCGUAAUAUUGCUAUAGUCAUUUACGCAAAAUGUGAUACCUUGACCCCAAUUAAACGGCACAAAGGUGCUAAUUAUUAUAAGAUGAUUUUGUCAUAAAAAUAUUACGCCUGUUAUAAAUCUUAAAAUGUAACAUGCAGUUCAUAACGUUGAGACACGUGAGAUUUCAAAUGCAAUAAAUCGAUUUCACGGUGAGCGAUUCAAUCGUCGUAGUUAUUUUAUAUGGCAGUAAAGUGCAGUAACAUUCUUUGUUACUAUAAGAAAGUAGGAUAUCUUUUAAGACUGAAAUUUUAAACUGAAAUAAAUUAGUUUAUAAUUAAGUAAGAAAGAAACGAGCAAGGAGCAUUGCCAAGUUCACGUAAUAAAUCUUUAUUGUUACUAUACAACUAAGUAUCAAUUUACUUACAAAAAUACAAUCUUUGAAAUUAUCCACUUAUAAGUUAUCUGGCCAGGCCAUUAUUGUUAUAAAUAUUGUGCAUUCUUCGAUAGAAAUAAAAAAAAAUGUAUUUUUAUUCAAAACGAUUUUUUUUUAUACAAAAUUAACAAAGUUAGUUAAGGCCUAUAGGUAAUGGUGCAUAUUUAUGCUUAUCGCUAUGUAUUUUGUGAUUAUUUCUAGUGAUGAACUUCGAGGAAUAAACCAAAGAAUUGCCGACCAGGCGAUUCAGGCAAAGCUAUUAUUAUUGGUUAGUAACAAUUGUUUUGAACUGAGGCGAAUUUCUCUCACGCUGAAUAUAUGACGUUAACGUAAGUUUGACGGUGGUUGUAUUCAAAUUGGCGCGAAUUUUGUACAAUGUUUGUACUAAAUACUAGGUACAGUGCGUACUAAAAACGGCAAAAAGCAGUCUUGUUAUUGCGCAAGUCCAUAAUUAUACAGCACAAAACAACUGCAACAACUACUUCCAUAGUAACGGGAGCAAUAUCAAAA
This is a messenger RNA of Ostrinia furnacalis (Asian corn borer), 1883 nucleotides long. It is a transcript of the gene HSPBAP1, whose product is annotated as HSPB1 associated protein 1. NCBI's taxonomy places the organism in Eukaryota, Metazoa, Arthropoda, Insecta, Lepidoptera, Crambidae. The transcript has 3 exons. Bases 43 to 669 code for a protein of 208 amino acids. The record is from RefSeq and is a predicted model, not a curated record.